AGUGUUGACUUUUCACAGACUGCGUCACUUGCCAAGCGCUGGCCAGAUUUAUCAAGACACCAUGAAAACUGCGAUUUUUGUCCUUAGUCUUCUCUUUGCCGUCGCACAGUCUGAAAACGUCGUGCAAGCUGAAACCGAGCCGACGCAUUUCGAUGAAGUCGAAGUCGAACUGAGUGAAGACGAUUCGACUCCUUGCACUAAGAAGCAGCUGGCUGAAAGAAAGAAAUGUGAAGGCAUGAUGGGAUGUCAUGUGACUCAGUGUGAUUCAGAUGGUUCAUAUUCGGCAAAGCAGUGUUCUGGGUCAACUGGCUAUUGUUGGUGUGUUGGCGAAGAUGGCAUUGAGUUUGAGAAUUCUCAGCAAAGAGAGUGGGAAAGUGGUAAACUUGAUUGUGAAACAAUGAGAGCAGAGAGAGCAGCUCCUUGUCGAAUGCAACAGGAGGCUGAACAGAGCAAAUGUAAAGGACUGAUGGGAUGUCAUGUAACUCAGUGUGGCGAGGAUGGAUCGUAUUCAGCGAAACAGUGUUCGGCGUCUGGCUAUUGCUGGUGUGUGGAUGAAAAUGGAGUCGAAUUUACAGGCUCCAGGCAGAGAGAGUGGGAGAGUGGCCUGCUUGAUUGUACCUCAAUGAGAGCGGCAAAACGUGUUCCAACAGGUUGCUCAAGUGACGAUCAGUGCACCUUCAAGGGCCACUGUUUCGAGGGGAAAUGUGUGUGCCGAUUAGCUUGUCCACGCAUCCUCUACCAAGUGUGUGGUAGUAAUGAUGAAACAUACGACAAUGAAUGUCUGUUGGAAGUCGAUUCGUGUGUUAAACAAAUGGAGAUUGUCAAGUUGUAUGAUGGCGUGUGCCGAGGAAACGGAUUGAGCUGCGACGAGCUCGAAUGUGACGAAGACAAGCACUGCGAGGUCACAAACGGUCGAGCCGGAUGCGUCUGCUCGACUGAUUGCGACGAAUUCGACGAGCCCGUGUGCGGCGAGGACGACAAAUCGUACAAGAGUGCAUGCCAUCUGAAAGCGGCCAACUGCAAGAGCAAGCAACAAAUUCGCAUUCGACACGAGGGCUUGUGUGACGAGGCUGAAGAAGUCGAAGAGGCAGACAGUGCUGAGUGAAACAGGCCUGCUGAUUAACACAUUGAAGGGACAUUGGAUUUUGUGCAAAUUAGAUUAGUAGCUACAACGUGUAGGGUUUUACAACAUGCUUGAGUGUAUAAGCGCUAUAGCGAGACGUCGUCCUUAAAUGCGAAAUUUCUCCAACAA
Corticium candelabrum is the source of this 1252-nucleotide messenger RNA. Its product is annotated as agrin-like. NCBI's taxonomy places the organism in Eukaryota, Metazoa, Porifera, Homoscleromorpha, Homosclerophorida, Plakinidae. The record is from RefSeq and is a predicted model, not a curated record. Gene Ontology annotation, molecular function: protein binding. The transcript is spliced from 9 exons. Gene Ontology annotation, biological process: cell differentiation; multicellular organism development. The coding region runs from base 62 to 1105 and encodes 347 amino acids.